Molecule: messenger RNA, 6372 nt
Organism: Charadrius vociferus (killdeer)
Lineage: Eukaryota; Metazoa; Chordata; Aves; Charadriiformes; Charadriidae
Gene: PIEZO1
Product: piezo-type mechanosensitive ion channel component 1
Exons: 45
Coding region: 1-6372 (2123 amino acids)
Biological process (GO): regulation of membrane potential; detection of mechanical stimulus; cellular response to mechanical stimulus
Cellular component (GO): endoplasmic reticulum; plasma membrane
Molecular function (GO): mechanosensitive monoatomic ion channel activity; monoatomic cation channel activity
Source: RefSeq, a predicted model, not a curated record
AUGCACCACCCUUUCCUGGAUCCAUUCUGGCACCCUCCCCACGUCACAUCCCCGUCACUAACCCUACCCACACCUCUGCCCCCUGCCUGCCUCUUCCGCUUCAACGUCCUCUCCCUGGUGUACCUGCUCUUCCUCCUGCUCCUGCCCUGGUUCCCGGGGCCCACCCGGGGCUCCGCCGGAGGUCACACCGGCCGCCUCCUCAAAGCUCUGCUGGGGACCAGCAUCCUUUUCCUCCUCGCCCACUUCGUUUUCCAAAUAUGCCUGUACACGCUGCCCAUCCUGGACCAGCUGCUGGGGCCCAGCUGCAGCACCUGGGAGGUCCUUGCCCGGCACAUCGGGGUCACCAGGGGGAAGAGGAGGACGUGGAGCGGCGCGGUGGCACGGCCGAUGGGGACAUCCACCCGUGUUCUCCCUCAAGGGGAAGAGGAGGACGUGGAGCGGCGCGGUGGCACGGCCGAUGGGGACACGCCGCUCAGCGCCAGGCUGCGGGUGACGGCUCACUGGCUGCUCUGGCUGACCGGGAAGGGACUGGCCAUGCUGCUGUUGGCCUUGGCUGGUGGGUAUGGGACAGGGGGGGACAUGCGCACCGGGAAGCCAGGCAGCGGCGCUGAGAACUGCACCGUCCACGUUAUGGGCAACUCGCCGCAGCCGGGCAGGAGGCGUCCGGCGGAGCGGCUGGCCCUGCACGCCCUGGGCCACGUCGUCAUGAACCAGAGCUACGUUUGCGCCCUCAUCGCCAUGAUGGUGUGGAGCAUCACCUACCAGAGCUGGCUGACCUUCGUGCUGCUGCUCUGGGCAUGCCUCAUCUGGACGGUACGGAGCCGGCAUCACUUCGCCAUGCUCUGCUCGCCCUUCCUCCUCCUCUACGGCAUCGCUCUCUGCAGCCUGCAGUACGUCUGGGGCAUGGACCUGGCCCCCGAGCUGCCCACCCGCGUCGGCUUCAUGAGCCUCAAGCAACUGGGGCUGGAGCACCCCAAAUAUCCCUGCUUGGACCUAGGGGCCAAGCUCCUGCUCACCCUCACCUUCUGGCUGCUGCUGCGGCAGUUCGUUAAGGAGAAGCUGCUAACAAGGAGGUGCCCGGCCACCCCGCUUCUGGAGGUGACCAUCUCGGACACGGAGCCCAGCCGGCAGCGGGACGUGCUGAAGGCACUGGGGGACCUGGUGCGGGAUUUCUACGCCAAAUACUGGAUCUGCGUCUGCGCCGGCAUGUUCAUCGUGGUGAGCUUCGCCGGGCGCCUCGUUGUCUACAAGAUCGUCUACAUGUUCCUCUUCCUCCUCUGCCUUACCCUCUUCCAGGUGUACUACAGCCUGUGGCGCAAGGUGCUGAAGGGCUUCUGGUGGCUGGUGGUGGCGUACACCAUGCUGGUGCUCAUCGCCGUCUACACCUUCCAGUUUGAGGACUUCCCCAUGUACUGGAGGAACCUGACAGGCCUCACUGAUGAGCAGCUGGGUGACCUGGGUCUGGAGCAGUUCAGCGUCUCCGAGCUCUUCUCCAGCACCCUCAUCCCGGGCUUCUUCCUCCUGGCCUGCAUCCUCCAGCUCCAUUACUUCCACCGUCCGUUCAUGCACAUCACUGACCUGGAGCACAUCCCCGCUGCCACCCCAUCCCCCUGCCACAUUCCCAUGGAGGACCCCGUGCUGGGCUGCACGGGAGCCGGCUGCUGUGCGGCGGCUGCCGACAGCGCCGAGACGGGCGACGCCGACACCAUGUCACAGGUGCCCACCAAAUGGGGGCUGGUGCUGGAGCGCCUGAUCGUGCUGGGCUGGACCUUCUCGGAUAUGCUGACCCGUGGGCAGGUCUUUGUGGGGCGCCUGCUGGAGCUCCACAUCCUCAAGCUGGUGGCUCUCUACACCGUCUGGGUGGCCCUGCAGGAGGUAUCACUCAUGAACUUUUUGCUGGUGCUGCUGUGGACCUUCGCCAUGCCUUACUGCCGCUUCCGCCACAUGGCCUCCUGCCUCUCCACCGUCUGGACCUGCAUCAUCAUCGUCUGUAAGAUGCUCUAUCAGCUCAAGAUUGUCAACCCCAGUGAAUACUCCAGCAACUGCACCCAGCCCCAGCUCAACAGCACCAACCUGAGCCCGGAGGAGCUGGGCAACUCCACGCUGUACCGUGGCCCCGUGGACCCUGCCAACUGGUUCGGCAUCCGCAAGGGCUACCCCAACCUGGGCUACAUCCAGAACCACCUCCUGGUGCUGCUUCUGCUGGUGUUCGAGGCGGUGGUGUACCGGCGCCAGGAGUACUACCGCAAGCAGCACCAGCUGGUGGCCCCCGUCACCGAGACCAUCUUUGAGGACAUCUCCCGCGAGCACCUUGGCCACGGCCUCGGCAGCUGUGCCAAAUACUUCCUCAACUACUUCUACUACAAGUUUGGCUUGGAGCGCACGUGGGAGUGGCUGCGGGCGGCCGGUGACAACGCCGACCGGCUCAACCUGGCACGGGACCCCUGCAACCCCACGCCCAACUUCAUCCACUGCCGAUCAUACUUGGACAUGGUGAAGGUGGUGGUCUUCCGCUACCUCUUCUGGUUCGUCCUGGUGGUGGUCUUCAUCACUGGGGCUACCCGCAUCAGCCUCUUCGGCCUCGGCUACCUGCUGGCCUGCUUCUACCUCCUCCUCUUCGGCACCGCCAUGCUGCGCAAGCCGGCACGGGCUCGCCUCGUGCUCUGGGACUGCCUCAUCCUCUACAACAUCACCGUCAUCAUCUCCAAAAACAUGCUGUCGCUCCUCUCCUGCGUCUUCGUGCAGCAGAUGCAGAGCAACUUCUGCUGGGUGAUCCAGCUCUUCAGCCUGGUCUGCACCGUCAAGGGCUACUACGACCCCAAGGAGAUGGGCAAGGACCAGGACUGCUCGCUGCCCGUGGAGGAGGCGGGCAUCAUCUGGGACAGCAUCUGCUUCUUCUUCCUCCUGCUCCAGCGCCGCAUCUUCCUCAGUUACUACUUCUUGCACGUCAUGCUGGACCUCCAGGCUUCUGCCCUGCAGGCUUCCAGGGGUGUCGCGCUGUUCAAGGCCAGCAUCCUGAAGAGCAUGCGCUCCCGGCAAGCCGCCGAGAAGAAGUCGUUGGCCCAGCUGAAGCGGCAAUGGUUAGACCACGCCGCAGUGCUUCAUUCGGGGGAAUACUUCCUCUUCGAGUCGGACAGCGAGGAGGAGGAGGAGGCAGCGAUGCUGGAGGAGCCGAGGCCGGGCAGGCAGAGCGCCUUCCAGCUCGCCUACCAGGCCUGGGUGACCAACACCAGGACGGCACUGCAGCAGCAGGAGCAGGAGCAGUUGGAGCGCCCUGGUGCCGAGGUCACUGCAGGGGACAGCAGAGGGAGGGAGGAAGAGUUGGAGGCACCCGAAGAGGCUGAAGGCCAGGAGGAAGAGGAGGAGGAAGGCUCUGAGCGGAGCAACGUGGUGCAGCGGGCGCUGAACACCCUGCGGUUCCUGUGGGUGCUGUGCCGGGCCAUGGUGGAUGGGCUGACCCAGUGGCUGGACGCCUGCACCCAGGAGCACACCGACAUGUCCACCGUCCUGCGCCUCGAGAGAUACGUCCUCACGCGCCGCCUGGCCAUGGGAGAGGAUGUGCACCGGGGGGUCCUGGACGAGCUCUCCCUGCCGCCACCGGAGGAGCCCCCCGAGGAGCCGAGCCCGCGAGGAUCUAGGGGUUCGGACCCCCAAAACGGCGUCGCUUCCAGCUGCCACCGAGGAGCCACCCCCGCCCCAGCAGGACACCUGCUGCCCAGGGGCAGCCAGGAGCAGGUGACAACCUGGGGGUCCCGGGAGGAUGUGGCCGGGUCUCAGGAGCUCCUGGCCCUGCCCCAGAACCGGAGCCGGACGGCCAGCGAGCUCCUCAUGAGCAGGCGGCUGUACUUCCCUGAGCUGGAAGAGUCGGAGCUGUUUUAUCGGUCCCACAACCGGUUCUUGAAGCUGCUGCUGGCUGGGUACCGCUGCGUGGCUGCCCACUCCGAGCUGCUCUGCUACUUCGUCAUCAUCCUCAACAACAUGGUGACCGCUUCCGUCAUCUCACUCUUCCUGCCCAUCCUCGUCUUCCUCUGGGCCAUGCUAUCCAUCCCCCGGCCCACCAAGCGCUUCUGGAUGACGGCCAUCAUCUUCACUGAGGUCAUGGUGGUGGUGAAAUACCUCUUCCAGUUUGGGUUCUUCCCCUGGAACGGCUACGCCAUGCUGGUGCGCAACGAGGGCAAGCCUUUCUUCCCACCCCGCAUCCUGGGCUUGGAGAAGACUGACCGCUACAUCAAGUACGACCUCAUCCAGCUCCUGGCGCUCUUCUUCCAUCGCUCCCUGCUGCUGUCCUACGGGCUGUGGGACCACGAGGAGGACCCCUUCCCCAAGAAGAAGGCAGAGGUGGAGCGGGCGGAGGACGAGGAAGAGGAAGAGAGGCGGGAGGAAGCAGCAUCCCCGCCACUGCCAGUGGGUGAGGAAGGGACAGAGGCGCUGGCAGAGCCGGAGGCACCGGGCGCAGCCGCGGGGCCGGAACCAGAGGGCGAUGCCGUGGGGCAAGAAGAGGGGUCCAGGGCCACGCAGCUCCGCUUCAGGAGGAAGAAGUGGCUGAGGAAGCUGAAGGCGUUUGGGCUGCGGGUCAAGCUCUUCUUCCUCACCAUGGCACAGAACAUGUACCAGCCGGUGCGUGGAUUCUUCUGGGACAUCCUGCACACCCAGCACCGGGCAGCCACUGAUGUCUACGCUUUUAUGUUCCUGGCCGACGUGGUCGACUUCAUCAUCAUCAUCUUUGGUUUCUGGGCCUUUGGGAAACACUCGGCAGCUGCCGACAUCACCUCCUCGCUGUCGGAUGACCAAGUGCCAGAGGCCUUCCUGGUCAUGCUGCUCAUCCAGUUCACCACCAUGGUCAUCGACCGUGCUCUCUACCUCCGCAAGACCGUGCUGGGCAAGCUCAUCUUCCAAGUCAUCCUGGUCUUCAGCAUCCACCUCUGGAUGUUCUUCAUACUGCCGGCUGUCACUGAAAGGUUGUUCAGCCUCAACACGGUGGCCCAGCUGUGGUACUUCGUGAAGUGCAUCUACUUCUCACUGUCAGCCUACCAGAUCCGAUGUGGCUACCCCACCCGCAUCCUGGGCAACUUCCUCACCAAGAAAUACAACCACCUCAACCUCUUCCUCUUCCAAGGGUUUCGCCUCGUGCCCUUCCUGGUGGAGCUGCGGGCUGUCAUGGACUGGGUCUGGACAGACACCACGCUGUCCCUCUCCAAUUGGAUGUGCGUGGAGGACAUCUACGCCAACAUCUUCAUCAUCAAGUGCAGCCGCGAGACGGAGAAGAAAUACCCCCAGCCCAAGGGGCAGAAGAAGAAGAAGAUCGUGAAGUAUGGCAUGGGGGGCCUCAUCAUCCUCUUCCUCGUGGCCAUCAUCUGGUUCCCACUGCUCUUCAUGUCACUGGUGCGCUCCGUGGUGGGCGUUGUGAACCACCCCAUCGACGUCACCGUCACCCUCAAACUGGGGGGGUACGAGCCGCUGUUCACCAUGAGCGCCCAGCAGCAAUCCAUCCAGCCCUUCACCCCCCAGGACUACGAAGCCCUCACCAACGAGUUUGAGAGGCACCCGGUGGCCAUGCAGUUCAUCACGCUGUACGGCUACGAGGACAUCGUGACGGCUCGCAUCGAGGGCAGCUCGGGCUCGCUCUGGAGCAUCAGCCCCCCCAGCCGGGAGCAGAUGCGACGGGAAUUGCAGAACGGAUCUUCCGACAUCACCCUCCCCCUCCCCUGGACCUUCCGCAGGGACCUGGGCAAGGGGGGGACGGUGGAGCACACCUUCGACAAGCACACCACCGACCUGCAGCCCGGCGCGCCCCAGCGCAUGGAGCUGGCCCAGCUGCGGCGGGGCACCCGUGACACCCCCGUGCAAGUGCCCAAACUCUUCCCCAAAUACAUCCGGGCACCCAACGGCCCCGAAGCCAACCCCGUCAAGCAGCUGCUGCCAGAUGGGGAGGACAGCUACCUGGAUGUGGAGGUGCAGCUGAAACGGGAGCGUGCAGGUGUUGGCCGAGGGGCUGACAGCUUCUUGGAGUGGUGGGUGGUGCGGCUAAAAGAGGCGCCCCCCCGCGAUGGCAACAUCCUCCCCAUGGUCAUCUUCAACGACAAAGUCAGCCCCCCCAGCCUGGGUUUCUUGGCUGGCUACGGGAUCAUGGGGCUGUACGUCUCCAUCGUGCUGGUGAUCGGGAAGUUUGUGCGGGGUUUCUUCAGCGAGAUCUCGCACUCCAUCAUGUUUGAGGAGCUGCCCUGCGUGGACCGCAUCCUGAAGCUGUGCCAGGACAUCUUCCUGGUGCGGGAGACGGGCGAGCUGGAGCUGGAAGAGGAGCUCUACGCCAAGCUCAUCUUCCUCUACCGCUCCCCUGAGACCAUGAUCAAGUGGACACGGGAGAAGGAGUAA